Rana temporaria (common frog) is the source of this 687-nucleotide messenger RNA. Its product is annotated as 5-hydroxytryptamine receptor 3A-like. NCBI's taxonomy places the organism in Eukaryota, Metazoa, Chordata, Amphibia, Anura, Ranidae. Bases 1 to 687 code for a protein of 228 amino acids. Gene Ontology annotation, cellular component: neuron projection; synapse; membrane. Gene Ontology annotation, molecular function: transmembrane signaling receptor activity; extracellular ligand-gated monoatomic ion channel activity; neurotransmitter receptor activity. The transcript is spliced from 6 exons. Gene Ontology annotation, biological process: monoatomic ion transmembrane transport; nervous system process; chemical synaptic transmission. The record is from RefSeq and is a predicted model, not a curated record.
AUGUCCCUGAUAAAUGAUUUGCAAGCCAAGGCCCAACAAAGCAAUGGCUCAUACCUAACAAAGCCAACUCUUAUAAGACUUUCAGACCACUUGAUGGAGGGAUAUAAGAAAGGGACAAGACCAGUUCAUAACUGGAGAAACACUACAAUAGUGGACAUUGAGAUCGUUAUAUUUGCCAUUUUGGGAGUAGAAGAAAAAAGUCAAAUGCUGAAAACUUACCUUUGGCUUAGAGAGUCAUGGGUUGAUGAAUUUCUCACCUGGGAUCCAACAAAAUUUGACAAUGUCACUCAAAUUUCCAUUCCUAGACAACUCAUCUGGAUCCCAGAUAUAGUGGUCAUGGAGUUUGUUGAAACAGCAAUGGCUUUAGAUAUUCCUUAUGUGUAUGUGGAUUACCGAGGAGUAAUAAAGAACCACAGACCCUUGGUUAUAUCAACCGCCUGCAGCCUCAAUAUCUUCUAUUUCCCAUUCGAUAUACAAAGGUGCCCCAUCUCCUUUACCAGCUGGCUUCACACAAUUGAAGAUGUAAAUGUAGAACUUGCAAAAGAAAAAUAUGAGCUGAAGCAAUUCAAGAGUAAGUACAUGAGUGAUGGUGAAUGGGACCUUAUCAAUGUUUCCUCCAGUUACAAAUUUAUCAAAGAACAGCAAACAACCCUUGGAAAGAUAGAAUAUAUUGUAAGUAUGAAGUAG